Guillardia theta CCMP2712 is the source of this 690-nucleotide messenger RNA. RefSeq lists its product as hypothetical. The record is from RefSeq and is a predicted model, not a curated record. The transcript is spliced from 3 exons. Lineage: Eukaryota; Cryptophyceae; Pyrenomonadales; Geminigeraceae. Bases 1 to 690 code for a protein of 229 amino acids.
AUGAUCUCUCCGCCUCCUCCCUCUCUUCCUUCCCACCUCUUGUUCUUCUUCCGGCCUCUCCGCCCCUGCAUUUUUGUAUCGGCUCCCUACUCCUUCGGUGUUCCUUCCUUCAUCCUCCUUCCCUUGUUGUGGGGUCUGUCGCUGCUGCUGCUCUCUUCGCUCGCCUCUGACAUGGGCUGCCACAAGGUCUUCGGGAUCAACAUGGGCGACAACAAUCAGGGCAACGCCAUAACGCGCGAGGUUGAGGCGUUUUCUUCCAUGUGCCUCCUCUUCCUCCUCCCCCCCUCCCGUCUACGUGUCUACAACCUCAUGCCAGCUCAGGUGAUCACUGCAGAGCCGGAAGCGACAUGGUGGAACUUCAGGCAUGCGCCCUGUUUCCGCGAGACCAUGAUGUACAGCGUCUCCAUCGCGACCUUCUUCGGACUGAUGGACGCGCGCAAGCGAAAAUCAGCGAUCGAUAUCGGAAACAAGACAGUUGCUGUCUUUGUUGUCACAGCGCUAGGAACUUGGUUCUCUUCUGCUGCCUCCUCACCCUGCGCUGUCUUGCCCUGCCUGCUCCUUGCUGCUGCUUGUUGCGAUGCGUGUCGUCGCGGGCUGACGGGGAGGCUGCAGGGGGCUUUGCCGGUGGCAGGCGCUCAGAAAAUGGAGACGCUUGGCCCACAGAACUCCGAGAAGACUGAGGGAGCAUGA